ACAGCACUGGCCGAGCUCGACCACUGGAGCGGAACUACAGCUGUUGUUUACGAAGCAUGUGACAAACAUGGGAAGGGACCGCGCAAACAGGCCCGUUAACUCAUACAGAUAGGAGUUUAGGUGGAAGAUCGUAAGAUCACAUGACAAACACUACACAAGGUAUUAGAAAUGUGAAGUGUAUGUUUGGAUGAACAAGUGAGAAAUAAAGUGUUUGUUCAGACCCUAUCCAUCUUGCAUUGAGACUCUGUCUAGUUGUAGUUUACCACCCCAGGUGUUGUCGAAGUAUGACGUGAACUCGACUGUAGCUGGAAGGUAUUUUGUAAUAAUACAGCUUUGAAUGUUGACUCGUAAAUCAAAGUAGCACUUAUUAUUACGUUGACAACUAACCAAAGUUUUCGCAAUACCAAUCUAUUCCCUUGUUCUUGAGGAGGAUAGCAGUCUCCUAGCUACAACAUCCCAACUUGUAAGGCCAGUGACGAAUAACGUAUUUUGAACUUCAUUCCAUAUUGAUGUUUAUAUCUAUCAAUCAAAUGUUAAAAAAAAGGGCUUUAUGAAAUACAUCAGCAGUCACAAAGUGCUUUACAGAUACCCAGCCUAAAUCCCCAAAUACUAUUGACCACAGUGUUUUAUCCCUAAUGUGAAGCAUUGUAGAGGUAUCAAAGACACACGACUGGAGAAGACUACCUUUUAACAGUAUUAUCACAAAAGUAUAUAUUAGUCAUCUCCACUGUCUGCCAUAUAAUGGUAGUAUGUUGUCUUAAUGUACGCCCCAAACAUUUCCUUGGAAUGUUUGUUUUUUGAAGGGGGUGGGGGAUAUACUGGUUAGGACAGGUUGGCCAUGAAAGUGGUUUAUAAUCCUCUGCUGUAUCAUUACAGGAUAUUAUAUAUGAUUAUUAUGGUGAGAAUGUUUCUUGUCAGGGUCUCCCCACUGUUUCAGUGCAUAUCUCAGAUUCCUACCCCACCCCCCUCACACCUGUUUUAAGCACCUCUCUGAGACGCCUCCGCCUCCUUAAAGUGCGUCUCUUGCCUGUUCAGGGGGCCUCUGCCACGACUACAACCCAGAUGAAGUCCCUUACUGACAUAUUGCCACCCCUCAGUCCCGCUUUUCCAUUCAUGUAAAAAUAAAAUUUUAAAUAAUAAUUUCUAUAGGUUUACAAAUAGGCCGAAUACUAAUUGUAUGUGUUUUAGAUUGUAGUGACUGUGUUAUCAAAGUAAAGAAGUAAACAAGGCGGCCCCUUGCCACAGCGCCUGUCUGGUUUAUGAAGGUUAGUGAUUCACUGUGCUUUCUCAAUUCCCGGUGGAGAACAUGAUGACAAGGUACCUGUAUUUUCCUUAAAGAUCACAGCGGUACAAUGUUUUUCUGUGAUAUUUGUCUCCCUCAGGGUGAUCAUAAAGUAGCGCAAUGUAAUCUCUGACAGCAAUUUGACAGAAGCUUGCUGUGUGUGUGUGUAUCCUAUGCUCAUUUCUCUCAUGUAGACUCCUUUCUACCAAUGCUCUAGGGCAGUGAUUGGGGACAUUGCCCUGUGUAGGGUGCUGUCUUUCGGAUGGGAGGUUAAACGGAUGUCCUGACUCUCUGUGGUCACUAAAGAGCCCAUGGCACUUAUCGUAAGAGUAAGGGUGUUAACCCCGGUGUUCUGGCUAAAUUCCCCAAAGCAAGGGUAAAAAAGAAACGUAACCUAGAGCCAUAGAAUUUGAAUGUCUGACAGUGCAAACUGUUACUGAUGACAUAUAUGGGUGCUAUGUGGUUAUGUUCGAUGUACUUUUAGCCUGUCUUAAAUAUUUACUUGACCAUCAAAGAAACGCAGGUGUUGUCAUUUCUAGUAACAAGGUGGUAAAGAGCGGUUUUGAUAUCAUUUUUAAGCAGUAUUUACUGAAACAGAAGUCAACCGUACACCCCCAACCAAAUGUUUAAUUUGCCAAGUAACGGACGUUAAAACGAAAAACUCCAUCUGUUUUGUGAGAAGGGGUUACUUUUGCCGUUCAACCAGGUUUCGUCAGGAAAAUAGCUGUUUUGUAUUACCCCCUUUCGAGUCCAACACACCUCUGAACAGAGCUUAAAGGCCCAGUGCAGUCAAAAACACGAUUUUCUUGUGUGUUAUAUAUAUUUUCAUACUAUGAGGUUGCAAUAAUAUGUGAAAAUAAUGAUAAAUCCCUGUUGUUUGAGCUGUUUGAAAAGACUGUCUGAAAUGUCAUGGUGGAAGGGAGUUUUGGCCUUCCAUGGUGACAUCACCAUGCGGCAAAUGAGUUAAUAGACCAAUAAGAAAGAUGGUUCCAACCCUCUCUGCUAAUAACAGCUCAUUUUCCGUUUCCCCCUCCCCGCUAAGAACACUCCCUGACAGUCCUAGCAAAAUUCUUGCUUGAGAAAUUGCUUGCUAAGAAGCUGUUUUUGUUUGUUUUAAAUUAAAAUGGUCAAAAAUAAUCACAGUAAGAGACUUUAUUCUUACCCAGAAAUGAUUUGAUAUUGAGAGAAAAAUGGCUGUAUUCGACCUUUUUGAAAAACUUGGGAAAGUAUUCUGUAUUGGGGAAAGUAUUCUGUAUUGGGAAAUGUAUGAACAAAUUUGACCUACAUGCAUGCGUCAGGUGAUGAGGUUCAUGCCAUACCAUACUGGUAGUGAUAUGACAUAAAGAGGUGGCCUACAAUGUAUUUGUGAGUUAAGAUCUUCUUCUGAGUAUUUCUAACAGGACCAUAUGCUGCUGGAGUGGGGCCAUAACAUCAAGGAACCCUGCCUCCCCAUGCACGUUUUCAGCCCUCAGCGGGUGCCUGGAUGUCACCAUUGUACAGCGCGUUGGAUUUAAUUUCAAGUUUGACUUUAUUACCCUUGUGUACGCACUUAUAAUAGCGCUUAAUGAGCGCUUUAACCAUUUCCACAUAUCAAGAAGAAAAUUAUGGUAGAGGUGCAAGGGGUGGAGUUACUUGGGGUCAAUAGCCAAUGGAAAGCACCCAAAUUAUGAGUGGUGUUGAGUACAGUAUUUAUGAACUGUAUAGUUGUCUGGCUGAGACUAGACUGUGAAGAGAUCCAAGUACAGGGCGCAAGGAUGAUUGUUCAGGUUCUCCUGACGGGGACACUAUGCUGUCUACUGCCAGGUUUGCUGGAUGCUACACCUCUGAAGGCUAGAGCUGUAGGGGAGGUCAGCAUCGACUCUGCCCAGGCUCAUGGCUUCCUGUCUCAGUCACGCUCCAAACGGAACAUCAACCCGGACCCCAAGUGGCACCGCGGCACGCCUGAUUUCCAGUCCUACUACAAAUUCUACAACAGCAUAGGCCAUAUUGAAGGACUGUAUGAGAUUGACAAGAUCAGGAUACUGUAUCAGCAGAUGCGUCACCUAGAGCAGGUCUAUGGGCCAGACGCCUCCAGCUACCAGAAUGCCCUGGGUGUGAUAACCCCUCCACCUACCACCGCAGCUCCUACCACCACCACAGUGCCUCCUACCACUCAGCCCCCUCCUACUACACCAGCACCACUUUCUCUAACUGAGGCUGAUGUCCUUUAUCUGUGUAACCCCAAAGACCCCCUCUGUAAAGCUCACAUCGUUUACCUGCCUGCAGGGGCCAUCCCAGUCCUCUGUGACCCACGCUACAACCCUACCUGCAAACCCCAAACCGGCAAGGUGGUCAUAGCCGCUGCCGGACCUGCGGAGCCAGCUGUUGAAUCACCUCCCCCACCUCCAACCCCUCCUAAGAAGUCUCUCCCACCUCCUUCUCCCAUUGUCAUUAAAGGGAUGGAGUAUGACUGCGACCCUUACUGGGACCCUGACUGCCUGAUCGAUCACCCACCUCGCUCUGUCCAGGUGACUGAGCCACCACCACCCCCUACUUUCCCACCUGUUGUGGUGGCCCCUGUUGAGGAGGAGGAGGAGGAGGAAGAAGAAGAAGAAAUGGCCACCGAGGACACAGUAGCACCUUCUGACCCUUAUGAUUGGGGGCGUGACCUUUUUGACCCUUACCACUAUUCCGACCCAGCACCUGACCCCCAGUAGACAGUUUUUUGUUUUGUUUAUCUAAGUACAAACAUAACACAUUAGUACUGCAAUACAACAGAAGGUAAUUUACCAAAUACCAUAAACCAAAAACCAUAACAAACACAAUUGUACACAAACACAACAAUUUCCCCACAUGUAUGACAUUUCUCAGUUCCAUCAGAGAAUAUUGUUUUGAGUUGUAGAGACAACGGACUUAUAAUUUAUUGUAUUCAACGUGUGUGUCUGUUAUCAAUUAAUAUUAACAAAAAUUAAGUGUCACGUCCCAUUUGAAAUUGUUUGUGGUAAAAGGUCGCCCUCCAGCGGUGAGAACUGAAACUAUAAAUUAAACGAUCUAUCUGGACAGUC
Molecule: messenger RNA, 4326 nt
Organism: Oncorhynchus mykiss (rainbow trout)
Lineage: Eukaryota; Metazoa; Chordata; Actinopteri; Salmoniformes; Salmonidae
Source: RefSeq, a predicted model, not a curated record